Camellia sinensis is the source of this 1717-nucleotide messenger RNA. Its product is annotated as DUF21 domain-containing protein At2g14520-like. Lineage: Eukaryota; Viridiplantae; Streptophyta; Magnoliopsida; Ericales; Theaceae. Gene Ontology annotation, biological process: magnesium ion homeostasis; intracellular manganese ion homeostasis. The record is from RefSeq and is a predicted model, not a curated record. Gene Ontology annotation, cellular component: cytoplasm.
UCAUCGUUAUGUUGCAAUGCAUGUGAAUUUUUACUUACUCGCAUAUUAGAGCACUAUUAGUUGCACACAAUGUGAAUAUUUACAGAUUUUCUUUCUCAAAACAGCAAAGAUCUUGCCAGUUGUGAAGAGACAACAUUUAUUGCUUUGCACCCUUUUAAUCUCCAACGCGGCUGCUAUGGAGGUAAACACUAUUAUUAGGAACAUGCAAACAGCUCUGGUGGCAAAUAGGCAUAACCAAGUAUCUAACAUGAAGUGUGUCGUUUUCCAGGCCCUCCCUGUUCUUCUUGAUAGUUUGGUCCCAGAUUUGGGUGCUAUUCUUAUUUCAGUGACGUUGAUACUUCUGUUUGGUGAGAUUAUACCACAGUCUAUUUGUACCCGAUACGGUUUGGUGAUUGGUGCAUCCGUGGCUCCAAUGGUUCGUGUACUUGUUUGGAUUUGCUUUCCCGUGGCAUAUCCCAUAAGCAAGCUCCUAGAUUUUUUGUUGGGAAAUGGGCAUGAACCUCUUUACCGCCGAGCUGAGUUGAAAACACUAGUUGACUUUCACAGUACUGAGGCUGGAAGAGGUGGAGAUUUGUCAAUUGAAGAGACGACAAUCAUCGCAGGAGCUCUCGAGCUCACUGAGAAAACAGCUAGGGAUGCAAUGACUCCUUUAUCUGAAACUUUCGCAAUUGAUAUCAACGCCAAACUUGACAGGGAUUUGAUACAUUUGAUCAUCGAGAAGGGACAUAGCAGAGUGCCGGUAUAUUAUGAGCAGCCAAGUAACAUCAUUGGACUUAUUCUGGUGAAGAAUUUAUUGACCUACAACCCAGCAAAUGACGUACCUGUGAAGAAUAUCAUUGUUCGCCAGAUUCCAAGGGUUUCAGAGACAAUGCCCUUGUACGACAUACUGAACGAGUUUCAGAAAGGUGUCAGCCAUAUGGCUGCUGUUGUGAAACAAGACAGUAACACAGUGGAGCAACGAGCUAGCAGACACACAGCCAAUGAUUCAAUGAGGGAAGUGAGAGUAGAUAUUCACAGUGAUAGGUUUUAUCACAAGAAAAUAUUGAAAACCAAGAGAUCGCUUAAAAAUCUGAAGAACCAGCCAGGAAACUCAAACAGAGUGAACUCAAGUAGUAGGAGGUGAUCAGAUCAUUAUCACCUGGAGGUCCGGCAGAUAAAUGACAAUUCGCUCUCAACGCCCACUAAAGAUGGGGAAGUCAUUGGCAUAAUAACUAUGGAAGAUGUCAUCGAGGAGCUCUUAAAAGAGGAAAUUUAUGAUGAGACAGAUCAUUAGUAAGCCUACUUGAUUCUGAUUUAGAAAUUACUACUUCAGUGAUGGAUAGACUAUUUAUUACAGAGGAAGAUAGUUGAUAACAAGUUGAAUACAUAGAAUAUCGAAUUUAUACUGAUACUGUUCAUAACCUUCCAAGGAAAAGUACAAGGCUCAGAACAAUUUACAGUUUAUAGGAGGGCAUAUCAUUUUAAGAUUUGCCUCUUUUUUUUUUUCUCUCUUUUUGUAAUGAUAAUAUGAUUUUAAAUUUAUUUGCAUUUUCAGAUUUCUUGAUCUAUACACGUUUGGCUACUAAGAAAAAGCAUAAUUCUAAGUAAAUAUGACAGCAACACAUGUUUGAAUGAUAAUAAUUUCAUUUGGAUGAAAAUGCAAAUAAAAUUUGAAGGAGCAGCAGUUUCUUGAUGCAUGCAAGUUUGGCUGCAGGGAAAGAACACGGUUCCAACCAAG